CGUCAACGAAUCGCCGACGCGAGCGGGUGCUCGCCGGCCGCGCAUUUACGAACUCACGCCGGUGGAUAUUGAAGCGGGGACCAGCAAACGUGCCGUUCCCGGUGCGGCGAAAGAAGUACUUUUUUAUUGAAAUCUAAUACAUCGAGCAGUGCCAGGAUAAACCGAGCCUAAUCGAACAAGCGUUGCGCGACAGUGUUAAAGAUUUUAUAGAUUUCCAAUCAACUACAUCAGAUAUUAAUAUAUUUUUUCGUCUGUUGAGCCGAAAAGUGAUUCAAAUAGUGUCAUUCGAGUAACGGAAUAUUAGAAUAUUUUUAUUUGUAAGUGGAACAAUCGUGUGUUCACCGAGAGUAUUAGAACCUUUUUUGCGAGGCUAAGUGUACCAACCAGUGUUUAAGAAAAUAAUGUUAUUUUUUUCAAAAAUAUAUCAAUAUGGUGUUCUAUGAGAACGUGCUCGACUUGAAAAUCUAAAUAUUUCUCGAAACUCGUCAGGAAGAAAAUUGAAAGGCUAUUGCCCAUCUCGAGCGGCGUGACGUAACAUUUCGAAACUGUGUCGCUUUUUAAUGCUGUUAAAAUUUCUGAAAACCAGAGCAUUAUUUUUAAAUACUGUAUACAUUGUCGUUAAAGAAAGAAGAUUCGUUGACAUUGUGCUAUAUUUUUCGAAACGCGUUUCUUUGCGUCAAAUUUUCAAGUAGAGUCAAUUAGAGUGAAAAAUCUCAAACUAAUAAAAGCAUAAUUGUUGAUAAGAAGGCAAGAAGAUAUCGAGAGAAUGAAGCUGAGGGAUCUCGAGACCAAUAACGUUUGAAUUCAAGUUUUCCGAUUCCCAAUCUCAAAAAUACACAUACUCAAUGCCAGAUAUAUCGAACUAAUUGGAAUCUAUGUAAAUUCGACUUGAUUAACCGGCACGUAACGUGCAUUUUACCACUAGUUAAUUAAGCAAACUGACCCGAUAUAUCCGACCAGAAUUAAUCGAACUGCGGCUGUGAAUAUAAUACUUACAAUUAGAUGUUAAUCGGAAUUGAUCGAUUGACGCACUCAGUAGCUAUUGAACGCAAUUAAUUUAUCGGCGUCUAAUGGCUAUUAAUCACGCGCAACGAGCGCAUAAGAAGUAACUGAAACGUCCAUUAAACCGGCCGAUAAUCGGGGCGGAUUGCGCGGGUGUAAUUAAUCAUCGAUCGUCCGGCAACGUUGGGCAACAACUCCCUCAUGGCGAAUUGAGAGCGCGGAGUUUCGUCAUCGCGCGAGUGCCUAAAUACGAAAUCGUUUAUCCGUUACUAUUCUAAUCCUCCGUCCUUGACGGCGCCACGGGGGAAACGUGUGUGUUGCCGCCUGUUGUCUUCUCGGUGGCCGUGGCCGAUUGAUCACGACGGGGGCCACUUGCUUCUACAACCGACACGCCAUCGGACACGCGGCGGAAGAGUUAAGGGGCUCGGCGGUCAAAAAUAAAAGGGAGAACGAUCGAAAAAGAAUCGUCAAGUCGAAGACGAAUAUCGUUCACAGAGCGAUCACGAGACGUACUACGAGCGGGACGCCGAUCUUUGGCUAUUUUCAAGAAUCGAGGAUACAAGUACUCAAAGAUAUUCGCAGGUGCACACAAAAAAAGGUACAUUCGUAUUUCCCCCUAAACCUCGCGGUUAUUUGAAGUUCAAGAGGGUAAUAUCGGACCGAAUUCUCAGAAGGGCCAAGCGGGUCGUCGACCUUCGGACGGCAGAGCUGCGAUUCGAGUGGGUCGUGAGAGAACCUGAAGAGGCGGAAGAAACGUCUAUACCUUUUGAAGAGAGAGAUUUCGCUUAUCGGAAACGUGGCGGUGGUACUCGAGCGGCUAAUUUUAGGCUCUUUCCUGGAAGACGAGGCUCUCGAGGAGGACUUCCAGGUCACUGUAAUGAUCAGCCAUCAUGGCGUGGCCGGCAGCGACGACCCUGACGAGUCUCCUGAUGCUGCUACUUAUGACGAUCGCGGCCAGUUUCUCGCCCAGGAUCAUCGCCACCACCCAGGCGCCCUUCGGCAGGAUUCUCAACGCCGUGAAACUCCACGGAGGGUACAUGGAGGUGAUCCAGGAGCAGAGAUGCUCCCACGGUCUAUUCAGAUUGACGUGCAGAUCGUUGAGAGCGUUCAUCUUUAUUCUGGAAGCGGAAUAUCAUGCGAAUCGCACGGAGCUCUGUCAGAAAGAGUCGAAAAGCUCGGGGGAGCUCAAAAUGUGGAGGAACAAAGGUAGCACGCGACGAUGGACGAACACGAACGAGCUCAAAGGAAACUACAUUCUCGACGACGAGGACAACCAAGCGAAUGUCAUCGAUAUCAGAUCAUCCUUGAAUAAAAGGUGUUCUGGUCAGAAACACUGUCGCUAUGAUGUGUCUAUCGAGCAUCCAGGAGCAUAUUCUUGGAUUCCAGGUGGAAUUUUAUUAAAAUAUGCCUGCAUACCAGAAGCUGCGGUCAGGCGAUACUGCAAUCAGGAGGUGAAGGUGAUCGGCGGUGAAGGCGGCUACAUCAACACCCCGGGUUAUCCGCUGUAUUACAUCGGGGAAACGUGCGGGUGGACCUUCAGGACGUUUCCGGGUCAGAGGAUAGUUCUGACCUUUCACGACUUGAAUAUCCGCGGUCCGAACGCGGACGGGAACUGCGUGGACAUCGUGAGAGUGCGGGAACACGGCAGCACUCUCUUCGAGUUCUGCGGCACCGCCGCCGGUGUGGGAGUCGUCUCGAGCUCGAACGUGUUGACCCUUGACUUCGUCACUUCCAAGAGGUUUUACAACGCCCGAGGCUUUUUGCUGCACUACCAAGUGCUGGGCUGCCCGGAGGUCUCGGUGCCGAACGGAAGUUACGUGUCGAACGGUACAUUGACUUCGCGGACAUUCCUAUGCAAGUCGGGCAGCGUGUUCCCCGACAGCAGGGAGAGAAAAAGGACGCUCGAGUGUAGGAACGGCAAAUGGAACGAGACCGCCGCCAAGUUACCCGGUUGCGUAGCCACGUCAGCGGUGAUCGUGAAAUCGGAGAACGAGCACCAUCAUAUAGCGAGUCUCUCCGGGGAUAACAUUCUAGGGUCGGGGGUGAGAAUAGGACGCGGCGAGGACGCAGUCGCGAGUGGUAGCAUCAGCCCCGUUAUGGAUUCGGCGCAAUCGGCCAUGAUGAAGCAAGCGGACUACGUCGUAGAUGUUGUGCUGCCAACGGUCCUAAUUGCUCUGCUAUUCGUCGGCAAUGCGAUCAUCGUUUAUAUCAUCUUCCAGUUUAGAAAGAGAAAGCUCUCGGCCACGACGCAGGGCGAAGAGAUGGCUCUUCAGGGCCCAACUGACGUACCCAACGUGUGAUUUUAGGGGUCCGGGCUAAUCGCACGCGUGGCCAUCGGUACCGACGAGAAGUCGUCAUCGAUGUCCACGUGAAGUUUGGAGGUCAUCGCGAAGACGUCCCAGCAGGAUCGAUUCCCGAAGGACUCCGAGGUUCUCGCGAUGAUCCCGUGCAAUUUGCUGAAAAGCUGCGCGCUCGAAAAAGCGAGGACAGACGCCUCUUUUCGCUGCAGCGAAGUCGCGUGUGCGCGUGCAUCACGCCGUGCACCUAGCAGCGCAGAACAUGUGGUUACUCGAAUUCGCGAGAUCUUUCCCUCGUGCAGCCGCAUUAAUUUGGAGAAAUGAAAAAAAUUCGAGAUUGGACGACGUUACGCUGAACGCUAAAAAUGCGCGAAGAAUACAGUCGAAACGCUGCACAUUUUUUUCCUCGCACAUUUACCGCUGAGCGUAUCCGAUUGAUUGUCAUUUUCACUUUAACGAAUCCAUCAUUCAAUGCACCGCGCUCGCCAGAAUUUGUUUCAAGAAAUAAUGUUCAAAAAAUACAGCUGCGCGAUUAGAGCAAUUUACGCUGCCAAGAUUAAGGCCCAAUGUCUCAAAGCUGUCUGAAAGCGUUUUAAGUAAACGGACUAUGUUGGUUCAACGCCAUGUAAUUCGCAAGCCUAUUACGCAUAGACCUUAUAAAUAUGGGGUUGGCAAUAGAGGCAAAAUACGUGUCCGUAAUUUCUCUUUUUAAAAGUGUUCAGAAGUACGUUUCAGGCAUGUUGACCCAUAUUAUAUGUAUAUUGAUCCCCUAUUAUCUAUUCUGAUUGAUGCAUACAUUUUCAUUGUGCUUGCAUAGGUUGUGUGAUCAACGCGCCGCACGUUUCACUGAAAUGCGCAAUGUAUAUUUCCGGACACUUUGAGAAAGAGAAACUAUUAAAAAGUACGUUUUCUCUCUUCAAUCUUCUCCGGACGCUGCUUCUUAUACAGAAACUAUAGCACAUUGCCAGUCCAUACUUAUAAGGCUUAUUAUGCAGUUACGUCUUAAUACACGCAUAUUUACGUUACUCUGUAUUAUAAUUGUAAGGAAAUAAUAUAUUCUAUACUUCGUCCAAGAUUGUAGAUAAGUUAAAAAUAAACAAAUGUUUUCGUAAUAACAUUGUUAAAGUUUUCAGACCUGUAAUUUCCAAUAGACAUAAACUUUUAACAGCACAUAUCAUGGGAUGAAGGAUUAGCUCUGCGUCAACCAUUAUUUAUUGGAGUCCAUAGUUCGAUUCUGAAGUCCAUACAUAUUCUUAGUUUAUUAAAAUAAUGAAUGUACAUACUGAUUUUAAAAAUAGCAGGACAGUCAACAGCUAACAAAUUCGCCAGCAACAUGAAAAAUAUUAACACUAUCUUUUAUCUAUCUGAUAUGUGUGAUCUUUUACUGCUGACUCUCAACUUUUAUUUCAAAGAAGUCAAAGGUUUGAUCAAAUUCAGAAGCUCUUCGUAAAUCUUAAAUUUACUAUAUAUAUAUUCUUAUGAAGUUUAUUAAAAUGAUAAAUGUACUAAUUUUAAAAAUACUAAUUUUAAAAAUAGUAAGACGAGGUCAAAAGCUAGCAAAUUCGCCAGCAACAUGAAAAAUAUAGCCAGAAAUUGUGCAAGAGAAAUAAAACAUGUAUGAAUAUAUUUUAUAUAAAUACAUAUUUUAUAUAAACUCA
Wasmannia auropunctata (little fire ant) is the source of this 4957-nucleotide messenger RNA. RefSeq lists its product as uncharacterized. Lineage: Eukaryota; Metazoa; Arthropoda; Insecta; Hymenoptera; Formicidae. Bases 1893 to 3302 code for a protein of 469 amino acids. The record is from RefSeq and is a predicted model, not a curated record. The transcript has 10 exons.